CUGUUUUUGCCUACGGUUCCAAUUCUCGGCAACCGAACGCAUCUCCUUUCUAGUUCCCCGCAAAAAUCAAACCGCGAAAAAGCUUCACCAUGAUCAGCGUCCUCGCUCAGGAGCGUCUUCUUGGCGCCACGCUGGGAAGCGCGUUGACGGGGUUCGUCGUCUUCGAACAGCGGAAGCGCAUCUAUCGAUCCAUCGCUGAUCGUGAUUCGCAACCUGGAAUCCAAUCUCAGAUACAGGUAAGAGAACGCAUAUUUGGGAAGAAACCUCGCCUGGAAAUUGCAUCUGUGUGGAACAAAGCCGUGGAUCAGACAUUUGGGCCUGCGAUCGAAUUCCUUAGUUCACAAUGCUGGUUUACCAUCUUGUGUUUUGUGUUGGAUUCUGAUUUGUAAGGAGCAGAGAUGAUCAAGUGCCACAUCAUGGAGCGAACUAGUAAGUACUAUUUGACUGUUAACCACUGCAGAUGGAAUACAAGCCUUCAAGAGAUCAGGGGCAUUUUGGUCAAAGCCUAUCUAUAUGCUCUUUCCAAUAUAUAUAUAUAUAAUGUAAGGGCAAUAUCGUAAGUACGAAAAAAAGAUUCUGGUAUUUAGAUCAUUUUCUCAAAUACAUCGCUUUGUUUUCCACAAAUUGUUAUUUUUAUAUAGAGGCAAUGAUUUUACAAAACAGGCAAAUGUCGACACCAACGUCUCUCGAUUUCGAUGUAAUACACGGAGGAGGACGCGAGAUUCUAAAACGAAAUGUUAAAAUGAUGUUUCUUCAUUUAUCAACAGAAAUUGCAUGAACAUUGCUGUAGUGAUGCUCCUCCUCAGCAGCUCUGUCUUCUCUGAUAGGUUCGAGGUUCGGACAUCUCGACGGUCUCAAUUUGAUCCGGAUGACCGACGGCGAGAUCUCCACCGUCCAUCUCGGCCGUGUUUUUAUCCUACUCGUCUCCAUCAUCACCAGGCAACCACACUCGAUAUAUUAAUUGAUGACAAUCACCAAG
This is a messenger RNA of Tarenaya hassleriana, 979 nucleotides long. RefSeq lists its product as uncharacterized. The transcript is spliced from 4 exons. The record is from RefSeq and is a predicted model, not a curated record. The coding region runs from base 90 to 389 and encodes 99 amino acids. Lineage: Eukaryota; Viridiplantae; Streptophyta; Magnoliopsida; Brassicales; Cleomaceae.